Pararge aegeria (speckled wood butterfly) is the source of this 6217-nucleotide messenger RNA. RefSeq names its product transmembrane and coiled-coil domains protein 2 (gene Dmtn). The record is from RefSeq and is a predicted model, not a curated record. Lineage: Eukaryota; Metazoa; Arthropoda; Insecta; Lepidoptera; Nymphalidae. The coding region runs from base 325 to 2208 and encodes 627 amino acids. Gene Ontology annotation, cellular component: endomembrane system. The transcript has 19 exons.
UGCAUCAUCCAUCCAAUGUAGACGUCUUUUUUCACUCCCUUGUUUUCUGUCAUUUUAGAAUCGUAACUAUAAUAAUUUAUUUUCGCGAAAAAACAUGUACAGAGACUAUUGUGUAACCAACCAGUGUAUUGAAAAGUUAUAAAGAUAAUUUUUGGUGAUAAGAACAUAACUCGGAGGAAUGGGGGCACAAAUCAGAACACCCCGCCUUACAACGAAGAAGCAGUGAGAGCUUUUAACUAGUUCCUAUGUCUGUGAUCGCGAGGUGAAUAAUCGCAUUGUGUUAAGUCCAUGUUUCCAUUGGAAGUUCGAUACGUUUAGUCCGAAAUGGAUACCUUGCAAAUAGGGCAUGGGCAUAGCAAGGGAUCGAGUAGAAGUCAGUCACCAUCUGCCGUGGACUUGCGAGACCCGGCGGUGGUGACUGAUGACGUCAUCAGAUCGAGGGUCCAGUCACCAUCUACUGCUCACCAUGAGUCAUCGCGCCAUGCGGAGUCCCGCGCCCACCACGUCAAGUCGCAUUCCAGAGAUCUGGGCAACAGCCCGCUUUCCGGGAACACAACUGUUAACAGCUCUAGAGAUUUGGAGGACUCGCCACAAAAGAAGAGCAUGUCCAACAUUCUAAGUCCGAGCGACUACGCGUACGCUGUAGUCAGUCCUAACGUAUCAUACGCACUCUCCACUGACGAAUACGGUUCUCCGGCUUACAGAGCUCCGAGUGAAUACGCGAACGCCGUGGUCAGACCUAAGGUGUCGUACACACUCUCCUUCGACGAGUACGACUCGCCGAGAUAUAGAGGUCAGGAUGGGGACUAUAAUAAUCAAGAUGAUGGAGAUGGCAGCGGGAAUGUGACGUCAGCUAAGGCGCAGGCCGCCAUAGCUCACCUCAACAGUAAGAUCGAGCGCACCAAGGAACUCAUCCGCUUGGAACAGACUAUACGUGACGACAACGUGAAUGAAUACCUGAAGCUGGCUGCGAACGCGGACAAACAACAGCUGCAACGUAUCAAGGCGGUGUUCGAGAAGAAGAAUCAGAAGAGCGCGCUAUGUAUCGUGCAGUUACAGAAGAAGCUCGAUGGUUAUAACAAACGUAUCAAGAGCUGGGAGCAACAUGGCACGAGUGGACAGUCGCAUAGACAACCUAGAGAAGUUUUGCGGGACAUGGGACAAGGUUUAAAGAACGUUGGUGGCAACAUUCGCGACGGCAUUACCGGUCUCGGCGGAAGCGUGAUGUCUGCGCCGCGCGAGUUCGCGCAUCUCUUUUCGCGGUCAAACCGCUUCGGGUCCGCAGACAACAUCGCACAACUCGCCGAAAACACGGGUCCCUCGAACGCGUCGUCGGAAGGCUCUCGUGCUUCGGAAGCAGGCGAGGGCGGAGGCCGGGGCUCCACGCUUCCCCGCGCAGCCACCAGCGCCGCUUCGCCCGCGCACAAAUACUCACCCGACGCUUCGCCUUCUUCAUCAGUGACGAGUGAAGGAGCGCCAUUUUUACUAUGCAACAGGUACCCAACACAGUCGGGUUCCAACAACAUGUCGGAGGCGACGUUCAGCAUUAAACCGAUCCUGAACGAAUUGCGCGAGCGACGGGAAGACUACGAACGGUUAGCCGAGAAAAUGGAUACGCUCAAGAACCUAUCACAGGAGGUGUCGUUUUUGUCGGCGGCGUUACAAGAGGAGCGCUUCAAGACGGAGCGGCUGGAGGAACAAAUUAAUGAUCUCACUGAACUGCAUCAAAACGAGGUAGAAAAUUUAAAACAAGCACUAACGGAUGUUGAAGAAAAAGUACAAUAUCAAAGUGAAGAGCGAAUACGAGACAUACAUGAGGCGUUAGAUUUAUGUCAAACUAAAAUUAGCAAAUUAGAGCAAUGGAUGGCGGGUGGUGGUGGUGGAGGGGGAGCGGGGGGCGCGGGCGGAGACACGGGAGGGGCGGCGGCUCUCCCCCCACGGUUGUUACUGGUUAAACUCCUCAACGUGGCCAUCACGUUACUGCAGUUAGCCUUGCUGCUCGUAGCCACGGUCGCUGGAGUCGCCAUGCCUUUUCUACGCACUAGAGUCCGAGUACUGACAACGAGUUUAGCUCUUAUGGUCGCCGUCAUGGUCCUGAAGCAGUGGCCCGAAGUGACCCAAUUGUCCGAACACCUGCUGCGACGCCUCAAAGAGUACCUCCUCGACAAACACCACGAGAGGUAUGAAUGCAAGUCAUUGUGUGGUUGAUUACUAAUGGGCGUUUUGGUGGAAACAGUGAUAUUUCAAUUUUGCCCUGACGUUUUUUCUUAAUUUUAUUCAGUCGAAGACUGAAACCGCCUCAGUUGUUAAGGUAUUAAUAAAUAUGUUUGGCGUCUUUGAGAAAGCAAUAAAUGUCAUGACAAGAUAAAUAAGUGUAAAACCUAGACAAGUAGACAAUAUAUAGCAAUAAUAAUUUACGCCAGCAGUUAAUAACGAUAAAAAUAUCCAGAAUCUAUCUCAGAUAGUUACAGAAAGCCGGUCACUUAAAUAUUUGUUUUCGUCACCUGUCUAAGAUAUUAUUAAAAAAAUAUGUAAAAGUAUUUUUAACAUGUGGAAUAAUUUAUCCAAUUUCUGCAUUAUAUUUGCUUCCUUGAAUCCGGAAUCUUGGAUUACUUAGAAGAUAUUAUUAAUUUCAGGCAUGAGAUGGUAUGUUUUUUUAGAUAAAUUUGGGACUAUUUAAUUUAAAUUGUAGAUCUCCUAUUCUCAAAGUUGUAUGUAAGAGGAAUAUUAUGCUGUGAUUAUAUGUAACUGUAUGUUUAUUAAGGGUAAAAGGAAUUAAGAAUAUUAUUUUAAUUUUUUAUGAGUUUAAUUUUUAAUUAUACUUAUUUAUCUUGCUAAACAGUUAAUAUUCAAUACGAUGUAAAGGUUUGAGCAGUCCUGCAUUGGUUUUCAAUUUAAAAGUUUUUUUUUUUAAUAAUUUCACGACACACUUACCCCUAACAUAACAUCUCCGUUGAAGAUGAAACCGAUCCGAACCGAACCGAUUUGUAUUUCAAAAAAAUUUAUUUAAAGUGUAGGUUUUACCUGAAAUUGUCAUAAAAUUAUAUAAACAAAUAUUGUGUAAAUUACUUUAAAAAAAUCUCCUUUUGUCUGGAAACAUUUUUUAACCCCGCUUUUUUCUGUAAUUCUAAAUGCUGACACAAUGUAAGCUGUAUCCACUCAAGUAUAAUUUUUCGAAAAUUGUUUUGUCACGACAUAUUAUUUUGUUGAAACACGCUGGUGAUUCAAAUUGUUGCUUGCAAGGGAUUGAGUCUAUGGCAACUUUAAAUGUCUACGUACCAUUUUUUUAUGUCCGGGUAAGACUGCUUAAAACCUCAUUUGUACUAGAAUCCAGAUUCUAUCAUUCAUUCUUACACUCUUAACUUGGAAAUGCAAGAAUUGGCACUCCAUAUAUGAAGACGUGUCAAAAUUUACGUCAAAAUAUAUAUAUGGAUCGCAGUUUGUUUAUAUGUGACAUUUCAAUUUAUACUUCUAUUUUGCGUUUAGAUUUCAAUAAAUAAUAAAAUGGGAAAUAUUGCUUUCCAAUUUGAAUGUGCUUUUCAAAACCAACCUUAGCAUGAGUUUUGCUCACUUGUAAUCGUUAUCGUUUUGGAAUAUCGAAACAAUUAGCCUGUCAAUGUCAGUGUCAACAUUUCUAAAAUGAAAAUAAUUUGCACAGAAAUAAGAGAAACAUUCGAUCAAUUUUACUUCAUCGUUUCUGAGUUUCGGUAAUCGCAAACGCGAUUAAAAACCUGCUAAACUUUUGAUAAUGUUAAUGAAUUCAUUAGAUAGGGCUGGAUCCCUUAUGUAAAUUUUUAAUACUUUUUAUAACGUCAUAUCUUAAAUCCGUGGUUCGGUUAGCACAUAGCGACUAACGCAAUUGUUGUUAUUGGCUUGCAAUUGGUUAUUGUAAUUCAAAUUACGUACUUUAGCCAAUACUGGAACAGUGGCAGCAUCUCAGAGUGGAUUGCGAGCUACGAAUUAAUUGGUCAUCUUCAAAUGGUUUUAGUUAUUUUAAAUAAUGGAACGUAGGCAUAUAAUAGAACUCAUUAUUUUUGUUCCUAUUUUAUACUUUUUUUAUUACAGUCGCAAACGUUUGUUACUUGUAGAGGAUUUAAUUCCAUUUUACAGUGGCGUUAUGGUAUCGAAACUUACCAAACCGAAAACAGAUUUCGUAACGUCCAAACUCUUUCUAGGGUAACAUUACAGUAGUUCGGACUUUAUUUUUUUAUUAGGUGUCCAUAGUGAAAUUUAUGUACGAAUGCAAUCUAGAAUAUUGUUAAAAUAUUUUAUUUAUUAAAAUUCGAUUGAUAUAUUAUUUUAUAGGAAAAAUGAGUGUUUUGAUAUUUUGGCUUCGGGAACAAAACAAUAUUAAAAUACUCACCUCUGUUAAUAAACGUAGAAUAGAAGCGUCGCAAAUCUUAUUUUUUCAUAUAUUUUUUUCAUUUCAUUGUUGGCUUAAAAACUUAAACUUAAGUUUAGUUUGAUGAAGGGGUGUCAGAAUAAUAGUUUUUUUUUGUGUGUCACAAUAAGAACUGCCAAUUAACACGGCUACCUGAGCUCACCGUAAGUUGAGAUCCGUGGCCACCAUACGUUAACGUUCCCCUGAUAUCAAACUACAGCUCACCGGAAACAACCAAAUAACUAAUACAAAUUGAUUUGUGAGUAAUCCUUUUUGGAUGAGGCCAUUAUGUUUUUAUAUUCAUUAAAACUUCUUUUUUAUAUUGAUGUUAUAUAAAUUAGUCAGGAAAAAAUUCUAGUGACGUUAAAAGCUGUUUAAAUAUAACGGCGGUAACUGUUUUUCACUUAACUUUAUUUAUUGGUUCAAAUAUAAAUUUAUAAAUAAGAUUUAAUUUAAUUUUAUAUUGCUAAUGUGCCCUUGCUUUUUUUGGUAUGACGUUCUUUCACGCAGCGACGGAUCAACGUGUUUUAUGGAUCAAGCGCGGAGAAUGACGUACGCCCUUUUUAUCCUAGAAAAAGUUUUUAUUUAAAUUUCACGCGACACAAUAACGAGCACAAGAUAGCUUCGAAUAAAAACAUGUCCUCUAUAGAAGUUAAUAGAUAACUGCUUUUUUUAAACAAAGUCAAAAUAUAAAAUUUUCUCCUGGAAACAUAUUUUUGUGUUAAAACAGUUACUUCCGCUACGAAUUUUGAAACUACCAAGUUUAUUUAGGUGAAAUCAUUUUCUAAUAAUAUUGAUGUAAUGUAAACAUUCCAAAUUUCUCACUGGUCGAAUAGUUAUUCGGACGCAUCUUAAAUUAUUCUAGACAUUCUACCCUCCACGAUGGUAUGAUGUACAAAAUUAUCUUUCUAAAAUUGUGUUAUGUGAUCUGUAUAUUGUGUAAAUAUUUUUUUUUUUACUAAGUGCUGUAAUUAUUUCGUCAUUGUAUUUUUUUUUAUAUAAAUGUGUAUUCAAAUUAGUUGCAUUAGACUGAGCGGCAACAUUGCGGCAUUCCAAAAGCUUAUAAUGGUAUGACCUUGAGUAUUUCAGCCGCCGUGCCAUCGCUCAGCUUAAAUGCCUUAAUAAAUUAAACGCUAAUCCUAUGAGAAUACACACAGAAGGCAAUCGUCAUGGGUAUUUCAAUACUAAAAGAUUUUAACGCCUGAACUGGGUGUUCUGUGUAGGAUGUAGACGAAUCGGCGAUUUCUAUUUUAUUUUGAGUAAGCAUAUCACAAUAUAUUUUACUUUUAAAAUGUUUUAUCUAUAGUACUGUUUAACGGAUUUUUGCUAUGUUGCGCGGAGUUUUCACAUUACUCUCCUCCAAUAAGAAUCACCGCUUUGAAAAUAAUAAUAAUUCACCUAGAUACAGUGCACAGUUGAUGUGCAAACUUAGCUUAAUAAGAUAAUAAAACUCGAGUUAAGUUAAAAACACGUGUGAUUAAUAUCUUAAGAGAAGGUAAAUCAAAUGUUCAUACUGUAAUCGUUAAGAUCUUGAAGAGCUUAUGAUUUAGUAAGUACGACAUUUCUCAUACUGAUACCACAAUUUUGAAAUGAAUUUUGAAUUUUGAAUUUUUUGAACUACUCAGCUUUAGCAAUGGUUGGUUUUAUUUGCCGAUCAUAACUAAUUAUUAUAGAGAUAAUAAUUUGUUUUCAAUAUACAAUAGGAGUUCGGUUAGUAGGGCCUUUAUUUAACGUUCGCAAACUUACGACUCACCCAACAUAGCAAAAAGAUCAAAAAAGUAUUUUAAAGCUAACGAAAUAUUGAUAUUUCUUUGGAGCUCUACACUAUAAGUGUAU